Molecule: messenger RNA, 2227 nt
Organism: Hippocampus zosterae (dwarf seahorse)
Lineage: Eukaryota; Metazoa; Chordata; Actinopteri; Syngnathiformes; Syngnathidae
Product: RNA-binding protein 38-like
Exons: 4
Coding region: 196-966 (256 amino acids)
Cellular component (GO): cytosol
Molecular function (GO): RNA binding
Source: RefSeq, a predicted model, not a curated record
AAUGUCUCCGCUCGCCUCCAGCUGCGAGCGACGAGUUGAGCACGCGAGUGGAGGAUCUCUCACGUCUGUAAAUCAGCGAGCCGUAGUUUCCAGGUUGUUUUUACCUCGCGGCACGUUGAGUCCGUGCGCUCUUGCUUGAAAACGUUUCCACGAAUGCCGGGCUGCCGCUAAAGCCGCGUGAAGUCCGUUUCGCCAAUGUGCGCCUCCGGAGGUUUGGCCGGCUCGCCAAUGCUUCUGCAUCAGUUUAUGAACGGAGCCCUGGAAGCCAUGCAUCCCACCGCGCUCCAGAAGGACACGACUUUUACCAAAAUCUUCGUCGGCGGGCUGCCGUACCACACCAACGACGCGUCGCUGCGAAAAUACUUCGAGGCCUUUGGGGACAUCGAUGAGGCCGUGGUGAUAACCGACAGGCAGACCGGCAAGUCCCGAGGAUACGGCUUCGUCACGAUGACGGAGCGGGGGUCGGCCGAGAGAGCCUGCAAGGAUCCCAAUCCCAUUAUUGAUGGCAGAAAGGCCAACGUCAACCUGGCCUACCUCGGUGCCAAGCCUCGCAGCAUCCAAACAGGCAUAUCCAUCGGAGUGCAGCCCAUUCACCCGGCAUUCAUCCAGAGGCAGUAUGGGUUGGCCCCGCCUUACGUCUACCCGCAAGCCUACGUGCAGCCCAGCUUGGUGCUGCCCAGCCAGCUGUCGUCGUCGCUGACCAGCAGCCCUUACCUGGACUACGGCGCCGCCUACGCGCACUACGCCCAGGCCAACUUUGAGCAGCAGUAUCCCUAUGCCGCCUCCCCGGCCGGCUUCCUGGGUUACGGCUACGCCGCCCCCGCCGCCGGCGCGGGGCCGGCCGCCGCCGCCACGGCGGCCACCGCCGUGCACCCCGCCCUGCCCUCGGCCGCCGACCUGGCCGCCACCGCCGCCUUCCUGCACUACGCUCCGCAGCAGCAAGUCCAGCCCGACCGCAUGCAGUGAGCUGCGGCCGAGCGAGCGAGGAUGGCCAAACGCCCUUUGGGGGGCGGCUACCCUGCGUCAGGGCGUUUUCAGGAAGGGGAUGAGGGGGGGGGGACUAUUGCACUGGACGCGAUAUCUGGAUGUCCUCGUUGCUCAUGGGGUGAAGGUGGGGUGGGGGGGUUCCGCAUAGGCAUGCUGAGAAGCUUUAAUGUACAAGGUCGCUUCUAGAAGCUGACUCUUUAUCAUCAUUGUUAUUAUUGUUAUUUUUUUUUCUAUUGCUCCUUAUUAUUAUUAUUAUUAUUAUUAUUCUAUUGAUGUCGUUGUUGCUUUGUAAGCCAUUGUUUUAUUUUCAUGCCUUUUGGCUCAGUCAGUGGUCCAUCUUGUUUUGAGAGCGUUCUGUGACACAUUCCACACCCCAGCCAAAGUAUCUCAGCUGGAUGUGAGGGGGCACCGCUGUCCUCGGACGCUGCGGGGAGGGGGGAUCUGGGGGGGGGGGGUCACAGUGAGGUGAAGCGCUGCGCCACCGCCACCUUGAACAAACUCGCAGAGCUUGGCUCCCAACCUGGAUGACAUCAUGUUUGAUGUCACACACACACACAAAAAAAAGGGGGGGGUCCUCAACAUGCAAGACGUGGAGCUGCAUUCUUUCUGCCUGGACAAUAUCAGGAAGACUUUUUAUUCUUUUUAUUGAAGAGGCCUUAAUAAAUGCCCCGCCCCCGCAAGCCCCCCCCACCCCCUCCCCCCAGUUUCAGAAGUGCACAUUUUGUAACUGCUGUUUCCAGCAGUCAAUCACAAAGCCGCCCCACUCGUAUGUGGGUUCUUUUAGGCGGCUGCGAUGAUCACUUGCAGUCGGGGGGGGGGGGGGGGGCGCAUGGGACGUCAUAGACGCUGGCCGACGGCGCGCUCCGCCGUCCUUUUCCCUCCUGUGUGUCUCACUCUCACCACUCGUCCAAGCACUGCAUUCAAGACAUUUUCAGUCCUCCAGUACAUUUACAUUAUUUAUAUGGCGCUAUUUAUAAGAGGUACUAAGUUCAAUUGCCUGUUUGUCUUGUUUUUCUUUUUUGUACUAUGACCGUCGUUGUAGCACUGAUGCCAAUUAACCUGCAGAAGCACACCCGCGCGCGGCUUUUGAAAAGCCACCGCGUCGUCGGCGCGUUUUGUGCCGGCGCCGCUCCGGACCAGGCCUAUUUCCGGAUCACUUUCCGCUUGUGUCGGCAAGUGACCUUUCUAGUCCUUUUGAGAAAAGCCAUACAACCAAUCCAGAAUAAAACAUUUGUACUUA